GCGGUGCCGCCGCCAAAAUGGCACCGCCGCGCUUCCCCAGCCGGGUCACGGUGCCUCCGCGCAUGCGCCGCGCCCCCGCGGCCGCCCCGCCCCGGCAGGUGUGUGGGGGCGAGCCCCCCCUGCCCGGUUCGGCCCGGGGAGGCACCGCCCGGCGCCGGGGGUGGGCGGGGAAAGGCGAGGGGUACUGCCAGGGCCCGCCGGGGCUCGCCCGGCAGAGCUCAUGGCCCCCGGCGCCCCGGGCACAGGCGGGGCGGGGCGGGGCGGUGCCGUCCCGUCCCACCCCCGCCCGGCGGGCGGAGCCGGGCCCGGCCGACAAGAUGGCGGCGGCGCUGAGGGCGGGCAGGGUAUGGGGGCUGGUGACGGCGGCGCCCGGCCUCGCUUUUACUCGUUCCGCGUUUGUUGCGAGAAAACGUAAUUAUGCCCAACCAAACUGGCUGGGAGUCGGCUUGGCGUUUGGCACCUCUGCUGCCUUGUGGGCUUUUCUUAUCAACCAGCAUAAUGAAGAUGUAAUGGAAUAUGAGAGAAGACAAAAAGAGGGACACCACAAGUGUACAGAAUGCUCAUAGUUGAUGAUGUGCUCAGUAAGAAGUAACGUGAUCACCGGUUGUCCUACAAAUAAGUGAGCACAGCAGGAGUACAGUUCUGUAAUUGCUCGUAUGUUCAUACAUUUCAUGUGCAUAGAUAUGAAAUAAAUUAUAAAGCCUAGAAGAAACUU
Molecule: messenger RNA, 715 nt
Organism: Chiroxiphia lanceolata (lance-tailed manakin)
Lineage: Eukaryota; Metazoa; Chordata; Aves; Passeriformes; Pipridae
Gene: NDUFC1
Product: NADH:ubiquinone oxidoreductase subunit C1
Exons: 4
Coding region: 18-566 (182 amino acids)
Cellular component (GO): mitochondrion
Source: RefSeq, a predicted model, not a curated record